AGUGGAUAAGGAAUGGCUGUGAUCAGUGGAUUGGCCACACGCAUUCAUAUGUGCUGACUGUGAGACACUAAAUUCAAGUCUCUCCUCUGCCCAUCCAAGACUAGAAUCUGUUCCAUGAUUCUUGAAGGCAAAUAUGUCAACGGGACUUCUCAGGGCCUCCGUCUGCCUUCUCCUCCUCCUCUUCCUCCACCAAAAGCUUGCCGCCUGUGCAGACGGAGCAGAUAGCUUCACCUACAGUGGGUUCAGAGGAGCCAAUCUUACCCUCGAUGGGGUGGCAGCGAUCUCAUCCGGCGGUCUUCUCGUGGUCACCGACAACACAAUCCAGUCGAAGGGCCACGCCUUCUACCGAACCCCACUUCGAUUCAAAGAGUCUCCUAAUGGUACCGUCUUCUCCUUCUCCACCACUUUUGUCUUUGCCUUCAUCUCAGAACCCGCGGACCUUAACGGGGAUGGGAUGGCCUUCUUAGUCUCCCCCACGAAGGACUUCUCCCGAGCCUUAGGUAAUCAGUAUUUAGGCCUCUUCAAUCUAAGCAGCGUCGGUAAUUCGACCAACCAUGUCCUUGCGAUCGAGCUUGACACAACCCGUAACCCCGAAUUCCAAGAUAUUGAUAAUAACCAUGUCGGCAUCGAUAUCAACAACUUGAAAUCUGAUGAGUCCCACACUGCUGGUUAUUAUCUGAAUGACACUGGUUCGUUCCAAAAUCUAAGUCUCAGGAGCGGCCAAACCAUGCAAGUUUGGGUAGACUAUGAUAGCCAUGAGAUGCUACUUAACGUGACCUUAGCUCCAAUCGCAAUGGCCAAACCCCGUAGACGUCUCUUAUCGGCGGUCGUCAAUCUUUCAAGCGUGUUGUUGGAAACUAUGUAUGUUGGAUUCUCCGCCUCCAAUGGUCCUUUCCUAACAUCUCAUUACGUCCUUGGUUGGAGCUUUAAGAUGAAUGGCGUAGCCCAAGCUCUCGACUCCUCUCUGCUGCCUUCUGUUCCUCGUGCGAAAUCAAAUCACAAGUUAAAGGUUUUGCGCAUCGGGCUGCCUUUGGCGUCAUCUACGCUUGUUUUAAUCAUCGUAGGGACUGUCGUGUUCAUCCUGAGACGGAGGGGCAGGUAUUCAGAGCUCCUGGAAGACUGGGAGCUUGAGUACGGGCCUCAUCGGUUCUCCUACAAGGAUUUGUUCAGGGCUGCCAAGGGUUUCAGGGACACGGAGCUUCUCGGAAUGGGCGCGUUCGGGAGAGUGUACAAGGGUGUGCUACCGUCUUCUGGAUCGGAGGUUGCAAUUAAAAGAGUGUCCCAUGGAUCAAGACAGGGUAUGAGAGAGUUCAUUGCGGAGAUCGUCAGCCUCGGUCGCCUCCGCCACCGAAACCUCGUCCAAUUGCUGGGCUAUUGCCGACGCCAAGGAGAGCUUCUGUUGGUGUAUGAUUAUAUGCCCAAUGGCAGCCUCGAAAGGUUCCUACAUGAUCAAGCUAAGCCUGCUCUGGAUUGGGCGACCCGGUUUCGGAUCAUCAAAGGCGUGGCUUCAGGUCUAUUAUAUCUUCACGAAGACUGGGAGCAAGUCGUCAUCCACAGAGACAUUAAGGCGAGUAAUGUGUUGCUCGAUAAUGAAUUGAAUGGAAGGUUGGGCGACUUUGGCCUAGCAAGGUUGUACGAUCAUGGAUCGGAUCCACAGACCACUCAUGUCGUGGGAACCAUGGGUUAUCUUGCUCCCGAGCUUGCUCGAACCGGCAAGGCGACCACCAUCACCGACGUGUUUGCGUUCGGGGCAUUCCUUCUGGAGGUUGCUUGCGGCAGGAGGCCGGUGGACCCGACGGCGCACGAGGAGCAGCUGGUUCUACAGGAUUGGGUGGUGGAGAAAUGGCGGAAGGGAUCGAUACUGGAGACGAGGGAUCCGACGCUGGGAGAAGAGUACGCGGUGGAGGAGGUGGAGCUGGUUCUGAAGCUUGGACUGCUGUGCUCGCAUCCGCUGCCCACAAAGCGACCCAGCAUGCGCCAAGUCGUGCGGUACUUGGAAGGCCAUGCGCCGCUCCCGGAGCUGUCGCCCGCGAACCUGAGCUUCAGCCUUCUCGCGCUGCUUCGCAAGGAAGGUUUCGAUGACCAAAUCAUGUCGUGUCCUUCCUCCUCGGACUUCUCCGGAGCCUUAGGAAGUCAGUUCUUAGGCGUCUUCAACCAGAGCAACAAUGGGAACUCGAGCGAUCAUAUUCUUGGCAUCGAGCUUGACACAAUCUAUGACCCUGAAUUUCAGGAUAUUGAUGACAAUCAUGUCGGAAUCGACAUUAACAGCCUGACAUCUAACUCUUCCCACACCGCUGGUUAUUAUGCUGAUGACUCUGGUUUGUUCAAAGCUUUAAGCCUUAGAAAUGGUGAAGCCCUGCAAGUUUGGAUAGAUUACGACGCCCAAGAGAUGAUGCUUAAUGUUACCUUAGCUUCAAUCCAAAUGGCCAAACCCCAAAAACCUCUUUUAUCCGCGAUCAUCGAUCUAUCAAGCGUGCUGACAGGUCCCAUGUAUGUUGGCUUCUCCUCAUCCACUGGUUCUCUCCUGACGUCUCAUUACAUUCUGGGUUGGAGCUUUAACAUGAAUGGAGCAGCUCAAGUUCUCAACUAUUCCCUACUGCCCUCUCUCCCUCGUGUGAGACCCAAGCGAGGAUCAAAGGCGUUGACCAUUUCACUGCCUCUAGCAUCAGCUGGACUAGUUCUAAUCGUCGCAGGAGUCGUGGCUUUCAUCGUAAGAUGGAGGAUCAAGUACGCAGAGGUCCUCGAGGACUGGGAGCUUCAGUACGGCCCUCAUCGGUACUCCUACAAAGACUUGUACGAAGCUACCAAGGGUUUCGAGGACGAAGAUUUGCUCGGAAUAGGCGGAUUCGGAAACGUCUACAAGGGGGUGCUACAGACUUCUAAAUCGGAGAUUGCGGUGAAGAGAGUAUCUCAUGAAUCAAGACAGGGCAUGAGGGAGUUUGUCGCUGAGAUAGUUAGCAUCGGUCGCCUCCGCCACCGCAACCUUGUUCAGUUGUUGGGCUAUUGCCGACGCAAAGGUGAGCUCCUGUUGGUGUAUGAAUACAUGCCCAAUGGCAGCCUGGACAAGUUUCUGUAUGGCCAAGACAAGCCUACUCUGGAUUGGGCGACACGGUUCCGGAUCAUCAAAGGCGUGGCAUCAGGGCUUCUGUAUCUACACGAAGAUUGGGAGCAAGUCGUCAUCCACAGAGACAUCAAGGCGAGCAAUGUGCUGCUCGACCAUGAACUGAAUGGAAGGUUGGGUGACUUCGGCCUAGCAAGAUUAUACGAUCAUGGGACUGUUCCCCUGACCACCCGUGUCGUGGGAACCAUGGGUUAUCUUGCUCCCGAGCUUGUUCGAACCGGCAAGGCGGCAACCAUCACCGACGUGUUUGCAUUCGGAAUCUUCCUCUUGGAGGUUGCUUGCGGAAGGAGGCCCGUGGACCCGACGGCGGACGAGGAGAAGCUUAUUCUGUCGGACUGGGUGUUGAAGAAUUGGCAGAAGGGAUCGAUACUGGAGACGACGGAUCCAAGGCUCGGAGAAGCGUACGCGGUGGAGGAGGUGGAGCUGGUGUUGAAGCUUGGACUGUUGUGCUCGCAUCCACAGCCCACGGAAAGGCCGAGCAUGCGCCAAGUGGUGCGCUACUUGGAGGGCCAUGCACCGCUUCCCGAGCUGUCGCCCACGUACCUCAGCUUCGGCGAUUUUGUGCAGCGUCGCAACGACGGUGUCGAUGGCCGUAUCAUGUCGAAUACUGUGCCGGUGGCUACUACAUCGGUUCUCUCCGGAGGUCGUUGACGGAGUCCGACAAUCAUGUGUGUCGUCUCCCCUGAUUUGUCCCUUUGUCAUACAGUGUAUUGUUAGCUUUGAAGCACUAAAAGACUAUCUACCAGUUGUGGUGUAGUAAUACCCUGUGAUUGUUAUCAUGACAUACUAAAAUGUUAAUUUAGUCUACAACUCAACCAAAACUCAACGUGGGUGCCUACGUAUGAAAUCACAUGUCAUGGAACCUUGACCAUCACU
Molecule: messenger RNA, 3997 nt
Organism: Musa acuminata AAA Group (dessert banana)
Lineage: Eukaryota; Viridiplantae; Streptophyta; Magnoliopsida; Zingiberales; Musaceae
Product: L-type lectin-domain containing receptor kinase SIT2-like
Exons: 2
Coding region: 134-3772 (1212 amino acids)
Biological process (GO): protein phosphorylation; defense response to oomycetes; defense response to bacterium
Cellular component (GO): plasma membrane
Molecular function (GO): ATP binding; carbohydrate binding; transmembrane receptor protein serine/threonine kinase activity
Source: RefSeq, a predicted model, not a curated record